UCACUAUCUCGACGCACAACUACAUUCGUCUUCCCACGAGUGUCCAAGUUGGUCUACAAUAAACAACAUCGGAAUAGUGCCUGUCCGCCCCGGUCGAGGCUGUCAAAAUUCCUUUGAUGUACGAUUUUCCGAGAUGAAUGGAAGGAGAUCCAAUAAAAAAACGUCCUCAUGAAUUAGUCUCCAUCGGCGAGUGAUACCGAAGGAAACCUCACUGAUUUAUGACUCCCUCAGCCCACUGAUUGACCCGCGGAAAUGCCAGAGAAAUGGAAUAAAGAUGCAGAGUACGACUUGGGUUUUUACAAAUUAAUCAAUCGAGUCCUGGGAAUUUAUCCCUUCGAGUGUCAGGAAGUCUUUUCAAUAAUUCGGAUGAUCACUGUGUUGACGAUAAAUUGGAUUAUGCUCUGCGAACAGCUGAUAGAUUUGAUAUCCGGUUGCGGUAGGACAGAGGAAAUAAUAGAAUCGAUAGUGGGAGCGCUGUCAUACCCAGUGGCAAUAGCUAAGAUAAUAUUACCCAGACUCUACUGGAGGAAUAUGAAAAGAAUAUUGGAGUCAGCCGUUGAGGAUUGGUCCCGGAAGAACGAUGCCAAAGCCAGACGUACCAUGAUGGAGUGGGUGACCAUUGGCAGAUUUAUAUUUAUCCUCGAGAUAACGAGUUUGUGCAUGUUACUCACCUACACAACAAUAUCACACUUUCCAUUUUCUCUGUUGACGCAAAAUUCGGCGGAGAAUGACAGCGCGAUGAUGGACCGGAGUUUGCCCUGGGGCAGCGGUUGUUGGUUGCCGUCGAGCACAUCGAAUCACAUGUUCCUGGUCGCUUACUUCGCCACUUGUGUUCAGCAGAUUGUUGGCAGUCUGAGUAAUAUGGGUUUCGAUGUAUCUCUGUUCAUAAUUCUCAGUCACAUGUGCGGACAGAUUGAAAUUUUGAAGCCGGCGAGUUUCGAUGAAUCGAAAAAUCCACGAGAAGUUUAUCGCGAGUUUAUUGACAGGCACAAUCAUCUUCUCAACUUGUGUGAUCUCUUCGAGAGGACGUUCAAUGUUAUUAUAUUGAUCCAUAUGGUGUUGUACCUGGGGCUGGUGACGAUCGUCCUACUCAACACUUUUGUUGCCUGGUACUCCCAAAACAUCGCGAUGGUGAUAAAAGCAGUCUUUGAACUGAUGAUAAUCUACGUGCAAUUAUUUGUUUAUUGCUACGCCGGGGAGAAACUCACCAAUCAGCUUGAAAAUUUACGAUAUGAGGUUUACAGUUCACCCUGGUAUACUCUACCAAAAAAAUCUAUGCGAGACGUGUGCUUUAUCUUGAGGAGAUUGAACGACCCCUUUUACCUGACCUGCGGUAAGUUCUCCCGGAUGAAUAUGGACUAUUUCAAGAAUAUCGUCAAGGUGACGGCGUCGUACUGCUCAGUGAUAAGACUCAUGUUUUACGAUUAAAUUAAAUUUUAUAAAUGUUCAAUCAAUCAUAGUGGAUGUAGCACAGACGAAGAAUUUUGUAAAAAAAACAGAAAAGAGGUCCGAAAAUAAAUCGAUUUUAUUUGCUACGCGUGAUAGAUACAGUGUUAUCUGGGGUGACAGAAGGGUGGACGAAGAAAAAUAUGAAUUCAUGAGAAAAAAAUCGUUUAUGCAAGGAACUCCAUCGAUGCGAAUA
This is a messenger RNA of Diachasmimorpha longicaudata, 1642 nucleotides long. RefSeq names its product odorant receptor 46a-like. Gene Ontology annotation, biological process: detection of chemical stimulus involved in sensory perception of smell; sensory perception of smell. NCBI's taxonomy places the organism in Eukaryota, Metazoa, Arthropoda, Insecta, Hymenoptera, Braconidae. The transcript is spliced from 3 exons. Bases 253 to 1428 code for a protein of 391 amino acids. The record is from RefSeq and is a predicted model, not a curated record. Gene Ontology annotation, molecular function: odorant binding; olfactory receptor activity. Gene Ontology annotation, cellular component: plasma membrane.